AUGGCUCAGCAAGCAAAGCAGGCAGCCCAAAAAUUGGGUGGAAUGUUUCCUAAGGGUGCAGGCAAGGGCGUUGGCUCUGCUGCUGGUGCUCUCGUUACUCUUGGUGCUUUGGGUUACGGCAUUAACGCAUCGCUCUUCAACGUCGAUGGUGGUCACCGUGCUAUCAAGUACACUCGUCUCUUUGGUGUCCAAAACACUGUCUACAACGAAGGUACUCACUUUGUCAUUCCUUGGUUCGAAUCCCCCAUUGUUUACGACGUUCGCGCCAAGCCCCGCAAUGUCGCUUCCUUGACCGGCACUAAGGAUUUGCAAAUGGUGAACAUUACUUGCCGUGUGUUGUCCAAGCCUCGUGUUGACCAGCUCGCUACCUUGUACCGCACUCUUGGUCAAGACUAUGACGAGCGUGUGUUGCCAUCCAUUGUGAACGAGGUCCUCAAGUCUGUUGUCGCUCAAUUCACUGCUUCCCAACUUAUCACUCAACGUGAGCGUGUCUCCCGUUUGGUUCGUGAGAACCUUGUUCGUCGUGCCUUGCGCUUCAACAUCAUCUUGGAUGACGUUUCUAUCACCCAUGUUGGUUUCUCUCCCGUUUUCGAAUCGGCUGUCGAAGCUAAGCAAAUUGCUCAACAAGAGGCUCAACGUGCUGCUUUCGUUGUUGACAAGGCUCGUCAAGAGAAGCAAUCCAUCAUUGUUCGUGCUCAAGGUGAAGCCAAGUCUGCUGAACUUAUUGGUGAGGCCAUCAAGAACAAGCCCGGCUUUUUGGAAUUGAAGAGAAUCGAAGCUGCCCGUGAGAUUGCUACCAUCAUUUCUCGCUCUGGCAACCGCGUCAUGCUCGACUCUGACACCUUGUUGCUCAACGUCAACUCCUCCGUCAACAACAAGGAUACUAAGAGCAAAUAA
This is a messenger RNA of Lichtheimia ornata, 897 nucleotides long. RefSeq lists its product as uncharacterized. Gene Ontology annotation, cellular component: membrane; mitochondrion. The record is from RefSeq and is a predicted model, not a curated record. The coding region runs from base 1 to 897 and encodes 298 amino acids. Lineage: Eukaryota; Fungi; Mucoromycota; Mucoromycetes; Mucorales; Lichtheimiaceae. Gene Ontology annotation, biological process: mitochondrion organization. The transcript has 3 exons.